Molecule: messenger RNA, 453 nt
Organism: Cladophialophora psammophila CBS 110553
Lineage: Eukaryota; Fungi; Ascomycota; Eurotiomycetes; Chaetothyriales; Herpotrichiellaceae
Exons: 1
Coding region: 1-453 (150 amino acids)
Source: RefSeq, a predicted model, not a curated record
AUGGCUCCCCGGAGGAAGACCAAUAUUGUGGUUGUACACGACAACAACUCGAAUGACAAGAAGGCAUUAAGUAAACCCUGGUUGAUAUUUGUUCUCGUCGUCAGCAUCAUCGCCUUCAUCCUGGCCAUCCUUGCGGCUGUAUGGCCCUUGUAUCUCAAGUACAAACGCGUACGCGCCGCGAAAGAGGCCACGAACGCCGAUGGCGAAAUCCCACCCGAAGAAGAUACCGCCAUCAAUGGUGCCUCCACCCUCGAGACGCCAAAACGGAAAGAACACCUAUAUUACGAGAGCAGCGGGUACGAGGCGACCCCGGAUCAGAACCAGACUUUGCUAGGCAACGCGGAAGGCGCUCCAAUUACCCACUGGGACAGUGACUCGGACGCCGUUGCAGGAGUUCAGCGGCCUGCGAGCAUAGCUAGCGCCUAUACUGCGCCGCCACCACGAUACGAAUAG